This is a messenger RNA of Lampris incognitus (smalleye Pacific opah), 11517 nucleotides long. Its product is annotated as apolipoprotein B-100-like. The record is from RefSeq and is a predicted model, not a curated record. Gene Ontology annotation, biological process: cholesterol transport; triglyceride mobilization; lipoprotein transport. The transcript is spliced from 28 exons. Gene Ontology annotation, cellular component: low-density lipoprotein particle; very-low-density lipoprotein particle; mature chylomicron. NCBI's taxonomy places the organism in Eukaryota, Metazoa, Chordata, Actinopteri, Lampriformes, Lampridae. Gene Ontology annotation, molecular function: low-density lipoprotein particle receptor binding; cholesterol transfer activity. The coding region runs from base 1 to 11217 and encodes 3738 amino acids.
AUGGGGGAAUCAAAGCUCGGCCUUUUGCUGCUCCUGACCACGUUUGCCUUGGCUUCUGCCCAAGAUGAGGAUCAUCCCACAUGUUUGCUGGCCAAGCGGUACAAGACCUUACACAAGUAUGAAUACCUAUACGAAGCUGAGUCCAUGAAUGCAAUCAAUGGAGCCUCGCAGCUCAAGAAUGGACCUAGGGCCUCUUGCAAGGUGGAAAUCGAAGUGCCUCAGACUUGCAGCUUCAUUGUCCGCACCACCGGCUGUACCCUGAGCGAGGUGGCUGACAUGGAUGCAGAGGGCAGCCCUGUGUACAGACCGGCAGCAGGCUCCGACGCCUUCGAGGCUGAGAUGGAGAGAUACCCUCUCAAGGUCGUGGUUGACGGUGUGUAUGAUGUUCAACUUUACCCUGAGGAGGGUGAGACCACAACCAUCCUGAAUAUCAAGAGGGGUAUCAUCUCUGCCCUGGCUGUUCCUCUACUGGAGGAACAAAAGAACAAGAACAUGCCCACAAUCCAUGGCAUGUGCAAGACCCAUUACUCUGUCAAUGCGAGACAGGACAUUGCUACUGACAUCAGCCUCACCAGAGAUCUGUCCAGAUGUGACAAAUUCAUACCCAUGAGAGACCACACCAGCCCCUUGGCUCUUAUCUCUGGCAUGCACUACCCUCUUUCUCAGCUGGUCAGGAGCUCCCAGACCUGCAACUACAAAUUUGACAAUGAGAACAAGCACAUGACCUCUGGUGCCUGCAUGGAGAAACACAUCCUGGUGCCCUUCUCUCACAAGGGAGAAUAUGGAGUUACCAAUGUUGGCAAGCAAGCUCUGACUCUGAUGGAAGUCUCUGCUUACAAUGACAGGGUUUUUGACUACAAUGAGGCCAAUGUCAGGGGUCUGCACAUGGAGGCUCCUGAGGACAAAAAUGUUAUCCAGGAUAAAGAUGCUGGUCUGGCUCUUCUGGGAGAACUGGCAAAUCUGCCUGAGACAGAGGGAGAGAGGAGGGCUCACCUCUUCCAUAAGCUUGUGAGCAUGCUCCGUGGAAUGAAGGCUGAGACCCUGAGGUCUGCCAUUCCCAAGGCUCUUGAAGUGUCCCGUGCCCUGACCUUCCAGGUUCUGGCCCAAUGUGGUACCCCUGAAUGUAGUAGUGCCAUCAUGCAGAUCCUCAGGACCUAUGACAGCUCCUCACUUGAAGUCGAUGCCACCAUCUUUGCACUGGGGCUUGUGUCUAAUCCCUCACCCCUUCUGAUCAACGAUAUGCUGGAGAUGGCUCAGUACAAAUCCAGCAAGCCCAUCAUGUAUGCCCUGAGUAAUGUUGUUAAGAGGUUCUACAAGGCUGAAGGGAAACUGAUCCCUGAGAUCCACUCUGUUGCUGAGUUCAUGGCUGCUCAGUUGGGUGACUGCUCCGGAGACAAGGAUCACACUUUCAUGACUUUGAGGGUUAUUGGAAACAUGGCUGCAGCCAUGGGUGGUGCCAGCCCUGCCUUGAGGAUAGCUGUGAUGAAGUGUGUGAACCAGCCAGCUGCUUCCCCAACAGUCCAGCAGGCUGCCAUCCAGGCCUUCAGACUGACUCCUGUUCCUGAGGAGGGCAGAGAGGUUCUCAUGCAGGUUCUUCUGGACAGUGCUAACCCCCUGCAGAAACGUGUUGCUGCAUACCUGAUCCUGAUGAAAGACCCCCAUGCAAGUGAACUGGCUCAGCUCGUGGCUGCCUUGCCUACUGAGCAGGACCAACAGGCAAAGAGCUUUGUCAUCUCCCACAUAACCAACAUCUUGUCUUCAACUGAGCCUGAGACCCAAGAGUUGAGGCAGAAGAUUUUAGCUGCCCUGCAGGAUAAUGAGAUUGGACCUGUCAUGGAUCCCACCAAGUUCUCUCGCAACUACAAGAUUGGCUCAGUGGAAGGCAACAUGAUUUUUGAGGGCACAAACUUCCUGCCCAAGGAGGUUAUGCUUGAGAUGACCCUGAAAGCUUUUGGCUAUGACAUUGAUAUGAUGGAGAUUGGCAUGGAGGGAAAAGGAUUUGAGCCAACUGUUGAAGCCUUGUUUGGAGAGAAUGGAUUCUUCCCUGAUACCACCCUGAAGACCAUGUACUUCAUCUCUGACAACAUGCCCCUUGGGUUUAGUGAGGUCCUGAAGAACAUGCUGCCCACUCUGAAGAAUGACAGACAGAAAAGACAGGCUUCCCAGAGCCUGAUGAGGGAAAUUGGGCGCAACAUUAACAAACUGGUGAGGGAACUAAAGAGCCAGGAGUCUCCUGAGGCUAUGGUUUAUUUGAGAUUGUUAGGAAAUGAGCUGGGAUACCUAAGGACCAAUGACAUGGAGGAGAUGGCCUACUCUGCUGCCAUGAUGAUUGACAGCAUGCUCAAAAUGUUCCCAACUGAUCUGAUGAAAGGAUUGAUGACUAAGACCGACAACAAAAUCUUUGCUCACUACAUUUUCAUGGACAAUGAAUUCUUUCUGCCCACUGCCACUGGUAUACCUCUGAGGAUUGCCUUGUCUGGUACCUUCACGCCUGGUAUCAAGGGAGGACUUAACUUUGCUCGUGACAUGAACGAGGUUACUUUCAUGCCAUCCGCUGGCAUUGAGUUUGUGACUCGGGUGGGUUCCCAUAUCCCUGAAUAUGUCAACUCUGGACUGGAGAUGCACACCAAUCUUUUCCAUGAGAGUGGGCUGACUGCCAAACUCUCCAUUGGAAGCAAUCAUGUCAAGCUGACCAUCCCUCCUCCCAGAAACCCUACCAAGCUUCUCAGUAUCACCAAUAACCUGGUGGCAGUGACUGGUGCAGAAGUAAAGACUAUCCCCCCUGUGGUGAAGGACAAUGUUGAUGUUAAGGCAUGCAGUCCCUUCUUUGCUGGAAUGAAGUAUUGCACUGUUAUGCAGUAUACUGAUGCUUUCUCUCAUGAGACAGCCCCCUACUUCCCUUUCACUGGAGACAGCAAGAUGGCUGUAGAACUCCAUCCUACUGGUGAUGUCACUGACUACACAGCCACCAUUGCCUAUGAACUCCUCAAGGAGGGAGAAGAGGGCCGCCAAAAAGUUGACACGGUAAAGAUGAUCCUGAGAGCUGAAGGUGCAGAGCCAACUGAAGCCACGGCAACUGUAAAAUACAACAGAAGAAAGCAUGUCCUCACCACUGACAUCCAGAUACCUGACUACGAUGUGGAGGCUGGAUUAAGGCUGGGAGUCCUCACCAGCAACACAAAGGGCAAAGCAACUCACUCCAUCUCUCUGGACCUCAUUAACAAGAAUAUUCCUCAGCUCUCUCUGGUUGGCCGUGCCAAUCUGAAGGCCAUGAAGCAAGCUAUGCUGGAAGUCCAGCUUCUUAUCCCCUCCAUCAAGGCUGAUGCCACUGGCACAGCCAACCUGAAGCUUGGUGAGAAAAAGGAAUUGGAGCUCAAGAGUGAUAUCAAGUUCUUGGAGACAACCUCUGAGCAGAAGAUCACAGUGAAAUAUGAUUACAAGAAAAUUGAAGCUGAGAUUGAGUCUGAUGUAGACUCUCAGAUUUUGGACAUCCUUCCACAUAGGGACAUGAUUGGCAAGUAUGUCAAUCAACUUCUUGACAUGCAGGUGGGGGAUACUGACAUAAAGGUCCGUCACAUCCUUACCAAGUCUGUGGAGGAAACAAAUAACUACAUGGAAAAGUACGCUUCAGACAUUCCCUACAUUCAGAACUUCAGAGUUCCAGAUUUACCUGAGAUUUCUCUGCCAGAGAAACUGUUCAUGAAAGUUGAGUCAAAGGCAGUCUACUACUUCAACAAUGAACACUUUACCAUUGCUAUUCCUGUUCCACUUGGAGGAAAGUCAACAGAAGAUCUAAACUUCCCACCUGCCUUGAGCACCCCUCACCUCUCUCUGCCACAGUUUGGUCUUGAGAUUGUCUCCAUGAAGAUUCCCAUCCCUGAGCUUUUUGUCCCUGAGAGCCUUACAGUGUCAGUGCCUCUCUUUGGUAAGGCUGAGGUUUCAGCUGCGAUCAAGAGCAACCUGUAUGACUUGGAGGUCUCGAUGGCUGCUGGAAAAGAUGUUGUAGAGACACCAAGCUACUCAGCCACGUUUGAUGUGAAAGGAACGUCACCAUUGGAUAUCUUCUCAUUCGAGUUUGAUGGCUCUGGCAUGCUGUCCAACUCUGAGUCCAUCAAGGCCCAGUUGAAAAGCUCUUUAGCCCAUAAGUUCCUUGAAGCCAGUAUUACCGUUGUGGAGGAUGGAACCAUCACAGACAAAAUCAGUGUGAAAUCCAGCAGUAAGAUGGAAGCCAAAAGUCCCUUCGGUCUCAAUGUUGCAUUCGAGCAUACUGGCAUGGUUGAUCUCAACACUGAACAAAUCUCUGCUGAUAGCAAUCUAGAGGGAAGAGUCAAAGCUGGACCCAUAUAUGGCAACACCAUUUCUACUCAAUCUUUCACCAUUUUCCCAUUCAAGCCAGAAGCAAAGAUUGAGUCUUCUCUAAAGAUUGACUCCACAAUUGUUCAGGUCCAAAACACCAUUGUAGCAAACUUCUUUAAUGGUGAACUCUCUGUUGUGUCCAAUACAAAUGCUUUUGAAGAUGUCCUGACACACAUUGCUGAGCUUUCCUUCAGAGAACAAAAGCUUUCAAUGAAAUCUGACACAAACACCUUUGCUAUUGGCAUGAAGAUCCGCCAUCAAGCAGAGGCCACUGCUGGCCAAGGUGCAGUCCUCGUCAAGGUGGAGACCAAUGCUGACCACUCUGAAAACCGCAUCUACUCUCUGCUGACUGCCUCCCUGGAUGUCAAUGGUCUGGCUGUAAACAGUGAUGCUGCUAUGAAGCUCCUUCAGAAUGAGGCUACUCACAAGGCUACUCUGACAAUGAACAAAGACGGUUUGGCCACAAGUGGAAAAAACACCCUGAAGAGCCCCCUGACCCUAGAGAACACCUUCAGUGCUGGACUGGAUGCCUCUAAGGCUACUCUGUCCAUUAACAACAAUGCUGCACUUCUUGACAUCAAGGUUGAUAAUGCCAACACUAUGACCAUCACUCCCUCUAAUUUUGACUUCAGAUCGAAAGCUGAAAGUACUUUCACUGAGCAUGCCUCUUACACUCAUGACAUCGCCAUCCACCUGAAGCCCUACACAGCUUCUGCAAAUGUGAAUAACAAUCUGAAGCUUCUGUCUGCUAGCUUUGUUAAUGAAGCUCAGUUGAUGGCAGAGCCCUACAGAAUGGACCUAAUUGGAAGCAUGAAAUCUAUCUAUGGUGAGGAGGAAGUCAAGCAUACUUAUCAGAUCAAUUAUGCGGACUUGACAGCCAGUGCUAAGUGCAGCACCACUGGGAAACUCUUUGGAACUCACAUGAGCCACAACACAGGGCUUGAAAUUGUUGGCCUUGCUGUCAGCAUUACCAAUGAUGCACGCUUCAACUCUCAACCAAUGCGCUUUGACCACACCAUCCGUGCCAGCAUUGUUCCCUUUGACUUCAACUUUGAUGCCAUCUUCAAUGCUGAUGGUGACCUGACCCUGUACGGAAAACACAGUGGACAGCUCUAUGGCAAGUUCCUCCUUAAGGCUCAGCCCCUGGCUUUUGCUACCUCACAUGAGUACAGAGGCUCAGUGACCCAGCAGCUCAACAAUGGAUUCUCCCUGGAGACCACAAUGGACAACAAGAUGGACACACUGCUGACUCCUCAGGAACAAAAGACCAAUUUUAGAAUGAAGUAUAAAAUGAACAACCAUGCCUUCAAUCAAGACAUAAGUGUUUACAACACUGCCAAGAUAACGGGAAUGGAGGUUUCUGGCACCGUCCUCACAAACAUAAUCAAUACAGCGUCUAGUGAAAACCAGGAAUUUACCAUCUCUGGCUUCCUCAAGUAUGAUAAGAACACAAACAAUCAUAUAUUGCAGAUUCCUUUGAUUGGACAUUUCCCUGCCUUCCUGGAAAGCAUCAAAAUCACUGUUGUGAGCAUGGCAGAGGCAUUGCACAGUUACAUAAAUGAUGAGGAGGUUAAGGCUAAACUUGAGGCUCUGCCCCAGCAUGUGAGUGAAUUUGUGACCCAACUGAACAUCAAAGGGAAAGUAGCUACCAUCUCUGAAACUGUCACUGAGAAGUUCUCUCAAGGGAUGAGUGCCAUUAAUGAGAAGAUUUACAUCAAGAGAUUAAUGGUUAUAAUGAUAGAUGCCAUCAAUGGCCUGAUCGAGCAGAUUGACCUGGAAAAAGUAAAGGGUAGCAGUUUUGCUUUCCUUUAUGAAAUUGAUACCAUGUUUAAUAUUAAGUCUGAAAUUCAGAAGUUCAUGUGGAACUUGAAACAGUUCAUUCAGAACUUUGAGAUUUCCCAAUUCAUUGCUGAGGUGAAGAGCUUAAUUUCUUCAAUUAACCUGGAAGGUUACAUUGAAGAUCUCAUGGUCCUUAACAGGGAAUUUGUCGAUGAUACAAUUAGCAUCUUCAUGGAAAUGAAUGAGUAUUUUGGCAUCCCUGAUAAAUACAACACAUUUUAUUCUGAAGUAUGGGGGCUGAUUGUCAAAUUUGAGGUUGACAAGAAAGUUGAGGCUAUCUUGGAAAAGGCUCUGAUGCUCAUCAAGCAGUUCAAAAUUGAGGAAACUAUAAAGGCUAUGGCAAACAGUUUCAAGGCCUUGGACAUCCCUUCCAAAUUCAUGCAAGCCAUGGAAGACACUAUCCACUACCUGAAAGCAACUGAGUUCAAGCUUGUGAUUGAGCAACUGAAUGUGUAUCUUGAUACUGUUGUCCAGGAGUUGAAGACAUUUGACUAUAACACCUUUGUGCGUCAAACCAAUCAAAUGAUUGCAAAGUACACCACUAACAUAAAUGAGUUGAUUAUAGCACUUGAAGUCCCCCAGAAAAUUGAGGCCACUAGAGAUUUUAUCAACUUAGUCUUAUCCUCUUUUAGGGAUUUCAUGGAGCAACUGAGAGAAAUUAGAAUAGCAGAAAUUAUUAAAACCAUGAAGGAAAUUUUCGACAGUGUCCUGCUUAAUGACCUCAAGAAAUUUACAGAAACUAUGAAAAAGGAUCUUCAGCCUGAUAUUACCUUUUACUUAAAGCAGUUGAGUACGUGCUACACAAAGGCCAUGAACACCAUUGAUAAUAUUGUCACCAUUACGUUUGAGGUCAUUCAGAGGGUGACUGCUGAGCAAAAGAUCAUCGGUGAGGUUAAACAGAUUAUUGAGGGGCUAAUUACUGCACUGAAGUCAGCUGAAUUGGACAUACCAUCUUUUACAUUCCCCUUUACUGACCUUGUUGUGCGCCCCAUGAAGCUCAGAAUGGAUCAACUUCAGAAAAUGGAAAUUCCAACUCAGCUGGACAUCCCUGAGUUUACCAUCUUGGGCUUCCAUACUGUGACGGCAACCACCAUCUCCACUGAUGAUAUCAAGCAGAGAAUCACUGAAUUAAUUGAUUUCAUUGUCAAUUUUGAGAUCAAGAUGCUUGACAUCGAUGCUUUCUUUGGAGACCUGAAUUUGAACUACCUUCCUGUUAUGCCUGAGAUAACCAUCCCAGAGAUCAACUUUUCUGAGUUCUCGUUCCCUACCAUUCCUCAGGUCCCUGUUGAAAAUCUUUUUAAGACUCUUCAGAUCCCUGAGAUCAAGCUGCCAACCAUCCAAAGUGAGAUCAUGGUCCCAUGUUUUGGCAAACUCUAUGGUGGGAUGAGAUUCUUCACUCCCAUCUAUACUUUCAAAGUCUCUGGUGAAUUCAAGAACUCUACAGCAAAUGAAAUGAACCCCCAGUUCAAUGGACUCUUGACCUUUGAGGGUACAUCUCCUAUGUCUGCGAUGCUUGAUUACAAUCUGGACUCUACCAUUCAAAUUGCAGUUCCCAAGAAUCGCCGCAUUGUAUUUACUGAGACCCUAAAGCUCAACCAUCAAAUUCUUGGAAUAGACCAUAGUGCAUCAUCAUCACUCUAUGGUAGAUCAGCCCAGGCCCAAUCAUUGACAACAAUGAAGGUGACUACUGAAGCUUACACUGCCAAUAUUGUGAACAAAGCCUUUAUUGCUAUGGAGGGUGGGGUUUCUGCCUCUCUUGAGACGACUUACAAUCACAACGUUAACCUCCCAAUAAUUGAUUUUUCCAGUGUUGCAGAUCUAAAGCAGGCAGCCAUUCUUCGUCAGGAGGGCACCAACAUCCACAUCACAGUUGAAAAUGUAGGCACAGCCAACUUUAAUGCUGAAGUGGGAAGCUAUAAGAGCAAUCUUCUUUUAAAUAUUGAUCCUAAUCUUGUCAAGCUGACAUUUUCUGCUGACACAGACUCUACUGUUAUAAAGAUGAAGCAGCAAAUGAGUGCUGAAUCUGCCUUCCUUGGCUCCUUUAAGUUUGAUGCCCGCAUUGAGGCAGAUGGCCCAGCAAUAAAGGACAGUCUUAUUGUGGCAUCUGGAUAUGCCAGCCUUUAUGAUUUGAAGAUUGAGAUCAGGGCAGAUCAUUAUACAGAGCUAUAUGGUCCUGUCAGUGGAGUCCUCUCCAACACAAUUAAUACUGUUGUCCGUCCCACUGAGUUUGUUUUGGACUUUCAAAAUAAGGGCAGCACAAAGGUUAAACUCCUUGAUGUUUUCAUUGCCAAGAUUGAUCUUCAGAAUGACUACUCAGUAAUCCUCAAACCUCAAACCCAGCAGAUCAACACAGUAGCUUUAGCCCGUCUCAAUCAGUACAAAGUCUUCUACAAUGUCACUGUUGACAACAAUGAAAAGGAGGCUGGCAUCUUUGUACAAGUAGAUGGAGAGGCUAAUCUUGACUUCCUAGAUAACCCCAUUAGUAUCCCUGAGAUUGAUCUUUCUUUUAUUAGUUGGAGUACCCCAGCCAUCAAUGAUCUGAACUUAUACGAGGACACUGGAUUGAAGCACAUCUUGACUACAACUGAGCAAACUGUCAAUGCUGAUGCCAAGAUUGUGUACCAAAAGAGCAAGAACUCCCCCCUUGUUGAUGUGAUGAAUCUGAUCCAGAUUCCUUCUCUGGGUAACCUGAUCACAGAGCUGUCUUUCAAGUCUGCCAUCAUCAAUGUGAAUGUCAAUGCUGGACUGUACGCUGAGGAUGAUCUCGUGUUCCGUCUGGGAGCAAACACAGCCUCUGUGUUCGAGGCCCUGAAGGUAAAACUUGACGGCACCACCAGUCUGACCACCAAGAGAGGAAUCAAGUUGGCCAAUUCCCUGUCCCUGGAGAAUCGUCACAUUGAGGGCACUCAUGACAGCACCGUCAGUGUAAGCACUGAAACUUUUGAAACAGCUGUUUCUGUAGCUACAGCUGCCAAGAUCACUCUACCUAUCCUCAACAUGGAAGUAAACCAGAACCUUGCUGCAGACACAAAAUCCAAAGCAAACACUGUCUCCACUUUCAAGCUGAAGGGUAAUUUCAAUGUGCCCAUGAUCAAGGCUGUUGGAAAAGUAGAGACAGAUCACAGCCUGAAGCUGGAGGGAACUCUAGAGUAUGUAACUAUGGAAUCAACCACUAAAGCAAACACUGAUGGUAGAGUGCUUGAGAACUAUCUGAUUUUGGGAGUCCUGGACAAUGAAGUUAAUCUGUACUUGAAUAAUGAUGGCCUGCGUUCAACAUCAAAGGUAAUUUCUGAUGUCAAACUCCACCAUGGUUCCUCCAAGGUCUUAAGCAUGGAUAUGAAUGAGAACCUGGCUCUUGAGGCUUCCAUGAGCCGUGUGUAUGGACUGCUGAAGUUUACAGGCAACAAUGAAGCUAACAUUUUCAACUUCAACACCAAGGGAAAGCAUGUUGCACAGGCUACUGUUGAUAUUGCACCAACAUUGCUGACUGCUGAUGUUCAGAUUGAUAUGUCUCAGCCAAGCGACCUGGGAGACCUCAUUGUAUUUGAGAAGGCAAUAGUUGAACUGACACUUCCCAAGCAGAAGAUCUCUUUUGAUGGAAAGAUUGUCACCGCAGUGUACGCCACAAACCUAAAAGCUGAAGUGCAGGGUGAUUCCUUUGUCCUCAAAGCAGCCCUCAAGUCUUCUGCUACCUCUCCCAUUGUCUUCCUGGAAUAUGACAUGGAUGCUUCUACAACUGCAAACUUUGAGAAUGAAGCUCUGAACAUGAUAAGCAAGGUUGUCCUGACUCACACUGACCUGACAAUGGAUGUCCACCAUGUCAUUACCCAGGCAUUGGGUACGUUUCGUCACACCCUGAAUGUGGACAUCACUAGCCCUACUUUCACUGAUGUUAACUUCCGAUAUGCUGCUCGUGGAGAUGGAAUCAGCGCCUCUGUAUCCAUUCCAUCUAGUGGCUUCCUAGGUCUUCAGUUCCGUGGCAGGGUCCCAUCUCAGAUGAGCGCCAGAAUCUAUAGCCGUUAUGUUUCUGCCCCUGAGGAAGAUGUUGAUGUUUUGGUCAUCAGAGCCUCUCCUAAGGAUGCAGAUAAGGUGAACCUACGAAUUGCCUACAACAUGGAGGCACCAAAAGACCUGCUGUUUGGACUCAAGGAGAGGCUUCCCUCUAUAAUGUCAACAUUUGCUAAUUUUGCUGACAAGUACAAGGUCACAAGACAAGUGGAGGAGCUGCGGAACACAGUUGUCAACCUAGUUAGAGAGGCCUAUACUAAUGCCAUCAACUACGAUAUCCAAAUGAGCCAGCUAUCCAUCUUCUUUAGAAAUUUCAUUAUCCAGUACCAGAAGACUGUUCAGGUCUUCCUGGACGCUGUCGUCAAGGUCCUGAGGGAUACCAAGUUCAUGCUGCCAGGCUCUCAGGAGAUGACCACUCUUCCUGAGGUUCUCAAGAAGCUGACCAGCAGCAUUGUUGCUAUGUUCGAAAAGGCCUUCCAAAUUGUUUGUGACAACACAGAGGUCUAUUUCAACUAUUUCACUGAAAUGAUAAGCAAUAUCAAAAUACAAAUGCCAGGAUAUGAUAUGGUUACAGCAGGUCAGGUCUUGGAUCAGAUGAAAACAUCUUCCAAGAACAUUUUGAAUACAGUUGUAGACCUUGUGAAAAAGAUGGAGAGCCUUGACAUGAUGCUAGUGAAGCUGGGUGAGACCCUGAAGGAUAUGGUUGAGAUAUCUCAGGAUUUUGUUGACUCUAUCAAGUCCGACUACUUGGAUGCAGUGUUCAUCAAUAUUAACGUCCUCCAUCGCAACCUUCUCACCAUCUUAAAUAAUAUCUUUGACCAGAUGUCUGCACUGAACAUGGAGCAGCUAUACAACACCAUUGAAUACAUCACAGACAUGCUCAUUUCUGUGGUGAGCCAGUUCAACAACACUAUUUCUGGUUUUCUGCAUCAGGCUUCUGAGGAUGUCCAACCUUACAUGAAAAUGAUUGAUGGAAGACUUGAAUUUGACCUUCCUUUUGCCUUCCAACAGUGAGAGACCUUCAAAGACUCAGAAUUAACUCUAAAUAUAAAACACAACCAUCUGUUUAAAAAAAAACAUGCAUGGAAGGAAUAUGGACAAUGAGUUAAAAAGUGUUAUGACAUUUAUUUAUAAAAUUUAGUUUAACAUUAACACCUCAUCAACCAGGUAUUGUUAUAUCCUCAUAAUGUAAAUGGUUUAUUGUAUACCGGUAUUUAAAUUGGAAUGCUUUACUGAGUUCCACUUCAAUUUGUUUUUAAUUAAAUGCUCCUCAAACAUUGUCAAUAAACGCAAGUUAUGCAAUACUUAAUUAUA